Molecule: messenger RNA, 1080 nt
Organism: Notothenia coriiceps (black rockcod)
Lineage: Eukaryota; Metazoa; Chordata; Actinopteri; Perciformes; Nototheniidae
Product: receptor-type tyrosine-protein phosphatase T-like
Exons: 6
Biological process (GO): protein dephosphorylation
Molecular function (GO): protein tyrosine phosphatase activity
Source: RefSeq, a predicted model, not a curated record
GAGCAGUACGUGUUCGUUCAUGAUGCCAUCUUGGAGGCGUGUCUAUGUGGGAAUACAGCCAUACCAGUGUGUGAGUUCAGAGCCAUUUACUACAACAUCAGCAGACUGGACCCACAGACCAACUCCAGCCAGAUGAAAGAUGAGUUCCAGACUCUGAACAUCGUGACCCCCAGAGUGCGUCCAGAGGACUGCAGUGUUGGCUUGCUACCCAGGAACCACGACAAGAACCGCAGUAUGGACGUUCUAUCAGCAGACCGAUGCCUGCCUUUCCUCAUAUCUGUGGACGGAGAGAGCUCCAAUUACAUCAACGCUGCGUUAAUGGACAGCCACAAACAGCCAGCGGCCUUCAUUGUUACCCAGCAUCCUUUGCCAAACACCAUGGGCGACUUCUGGAGGCUGGUGUUCGACUACAAUUGCUCAUCCAUCGUAAUGCUCAAUGAGAUGGACGCAGCGCAGUUAUGUAUGCAGUACUGGCCAGAAAAGAGCUCAUGUUGCUACGGUCCCAUUCAAGUGGAAUUCAUAUCAGCAGACAUUGAUGAAGACAUCAUCAACCGAAUCUUCAGGAUCUGCAACAUGGCCAGGCCUCAGGACGGUUACCGCCUGGUGCAGCACUUUCAGUUCAUUGGCUGGCCAGCCUACAGGGACACGCCUCUCUCCAAACGCUCCAUCCUCCAAUUGGUGAGAAGGCUCGCAAAGUGGCAAGAGCAGUAUGACGGAGGAGACGGCAGGACGGUGGUGCAUUGCCUCUGCUGCCCCACAUUCUCCUUUAACCCGGUUGUGACCGAGGAGAAAUCUGGGCUGUGGCUGACAGAGCACACCCUGCUGCGCUUACCUCGCCAAAAGUGUGCUCAAAAAACAGUGCCGGGGGACCCCCCCCCACCCACAGACGGAUGGGGAGAGCCCCCUCGGCCCCGAAUGGGCUUACUACACGCCUUGUGUCCUAAACAUCCCUCCCCCCCCAACACCCAGUCAAACGUAAACUGGGGGAGGUGCCUGCACUACGCGGAAGCGGAGAAGGGCCCGGGAGACUCCCAGGCCUACCGGCUACCCGCGCGACCCCGGGAAUGUCGGGAGGUGUGA